GAUCCAUCUGUUCUUUUUAAUAGCUAUCUCUCUAUGCAUUUAUAGUUCAAUAAUUAUUGGCUUUCAAGGUAAUAAAAGAUGAUGGUUAACGAAUUAACCCACCAGUUUGGAUAUGCAAAUUUGGGUAUUGAGGGUCCCCUAAAGAAGAGUAUUUGAUGAAUACAUUUAUUUUUCUUCAAUCGAAAUGGUAAUAUGUAUUUUGUGCAGAUCACCCUUAGAGCUUCAUAGAGAGGGUGUUUGGUAAAUCUGGAUUAGAAAGGAAAGGCAAAUGGGUUGGUUGUUGAUAGAAAAAGUGACAUGUUUAAAGGUGCUUGUUUAUUUUCUUUUCUUUUUUCCUCUUCUUUUUUAUUUUUAUUUUUUGUGAAUUAAUUCUAAAGUUGCUUUUUUAUUGUCAAACUCAAUGUUAGUUAGUCUCUUUCUCUCUCUUCUUUGUCUCCCUCAGUCUCUUCCCCUUUAUUCACGCCGCUCUCACUUCUACCUUUCACACUUUUUCUCUUCAAUCUCCAAGACAAAAACAGUAAACGAACUUUCCCUCAUCUCACUCCCAACAUUUCCGUCACCACUGCCGCAAGAAAAUAACAAAAAUUCGAAGCUAUUUUUUUCCACCCACAGUUUCUAUUUCCUUCUUACAUUCUCUGUUCGAGAUCAAGAAAAAGAUGUCUGAAUUUUCUUUCUCGAGCACCACCAAGAAAACUUGCUUCUCUAGUCUUCUUCUCUCUGAUGCGCUCCAUUGUUGUUUCUUCAUGUUCUCACACCCUCUCUACUUUUCUUACUUCAUCUUCUUCUCACCUUAUCUUUUCAAACUCUUCUCUUUUCUCUCCCCUCUCUUCAUCACUACCACUCUUUUCCUACUUGCUCUGCUCACCACUGUCUCUCCAAGUAUUGUCCAAGAUAAUUCUCUUGCCGAAUUGUCCGAAUCUAAGAUGGAUUUCCUUGCUUCUUCUUACCAAACUGUUUUGGAGAGAUUAAGAUCGAAAUUUGACAAUUGUGGUGAUGAGGAAGAGUUUCAACGUUUUGAGGAGCUUGAUGUCUAUAAGAUUGUUUUUGAGUCUUCAACGUUCGAAAUCCGAGAAGACCCUGUUGAAGUCAUGGAGUUGGUGGUGAAAAAAACUUGUUCUGAAGCCACUGAAGCACCAGUCGACAAGCAUUUGACUCAUGAACUGGGAAAUGCUGUUUGUGCAGAAGAAGAUCGAAUCAGCAAGUUGAAGCAAAACCCAGUUGAGAUUUCCGGAGUUGUUGAAGUAGAGAGAUCGAAAUGGAGCUUGGAAGAACAGAUUGAGUUUGAAGAUAUUCCAUGCGAAAAGGAAGACAGAAAAGUCAAGCCCGAGGUCGAAGAGUCAGACAAAGUUGAAAAACCAAAAGAAAAUUUAUUCAUGGGAAGCGAAUCCAAGGCAAUAACAGGUAAUAAAAUAAAGGAUGAUAAAGUGAAUGGUGAAAGUGGUGAAGGAUAUUAUACUCCAAAAGGGAUGGUGAGUUCUCCACGAUUCAGAGAAAACCUUACAGGUUCUUAUGGUGGUUUGGAAUACUCCAUGAAAGUUAUGGAGAAUCCUCAAACAUUGGCUUCAAAUCUUGGAAGCUUUGGUUCCAUGAGGAAAGAGAAGGAGUGGAGGAGGACAUUGGCUUGUAAGCUUUUCGAAGAGAGACACAAUGCAGAUGGAGGCGAAGGAAUGGAUAUGCUUUGGGAGACGCAUGAGACUGAAUCUAACAGAGCAGCACUGACCAAAAGCAACACAAAGAAGGGAAAGAAAGGUGGAUUACUGGAUUACAAUGACGAUGAUGACGAUGAUAUAGACGACGGUGAUGGCCAACUUUGCUGCUUGCAGGCAUUGAAGUUCUCAGCUGGGAAGAUGAAUUUGGGAAUGGGAAGGCCUAAUCUUACGAAGAUUUCCAAGGCAUUGAAGGGUAUUGGAUGGCUUCACCAUGUGAGCAGAGGGAAGAAAGUGUACCAUUGAAUUAAGGAAAUGUACCAUUGAAUUAAGAUGUUACAUUUUGUUUAUGUUAAAUUGGCAUAACAAUAUGUAUUUGUUUAAGUAUCAAAAGUAAAUAUAUAUGCUCUUUGUUUUUGCAGGAAA
Ziziphus jujuba (common jujube) is the source of this 2072-nucleotide messenger RNA. RefSeq lists its product as uncharacterized. Lineage: Eukaryota; Viridiplantae; Streptophyta; Magnoliopsida; Rosales; Rhamnaceae. Bases 657 to 1952 code for a protein of 431 amino acids. The transcript has a single exon. The record is from RefSeq and is a predicted model, not a curated record.